UCCACGCCAGUUAUCAACAGGCAACUUUUCCAUCAAACCAACACAAUAAAUACUGGGACGUACUUGUACUAACAUUUAGAGCCGACAAUGAAAGCGCAAAUAUUAUACCUUAACAUUAUAGUUGCGUGUGUUCAAACACAGAUUUUGGGUUGCGUGGGUUUAGAAUGCUUCAACUGUAGUGGAGUACAAGACAUAGGUGACUGCAAUGUUACCACUUCAUGUGGAGCUAAUCAGGCAUGCUUUCAUCAUAAGAGAGUCGACACCUCCAGAAACGUCAUAGACCUCGGUUGCCAGUCUUUGUCGAUGUGUGUUGGUGCUGGUGGUGGAACUGGGCUUAUCGGACGAUCUAUUGAAAAGCAACGCAAGGCGCGUCUAUCCGACUGUUCAGAAUGUUGCUCGACAAACAGAUGCAAUGAUAAUUUAUGCCAACACAGGGCCCCUCAUGAAUGCGUGGACGACGAAACAGUAGACUGUGCAAAAAUGAGUUCGAUUUUCAACAUUUGUACUGGAAACUAUGAACAAGCAGCUUUAGUCUGCCCAAGAACAUGCAACCUGUGCAACUAUGCUAACGGAAACUGGGCAGAUUGGUCAAGCUGGUCAACUUGUACAAUCACAUGUGGCAGCGCUACUCAGAUGCGGACAAGAACCUGCACCAACCCUGCACCCACAACCUACGGAAGAAAUUGUGAAGGGCAAUCCUCGGAUUACAGGUCAUGUGUGAAAGACGAAUGCCCAGUUGAUGGCAAUUGGGGAACUUGGAGCACAUGGGGAUCAUGUUCAGCAACAUGUGGUGUUGGAAUACAGCGCCGAAACAGGUAUUGCGACAACCCACCGCCUGCAAGAUUUGGUGACCACUGCUUUGGGGACUCCGUUGAUGAUCGCAUAUGUAUGCCGCGCGGAUGUUCAGAUGGUGGCUGGACAACGUGGACGAAUUGGAACUCCUGUACAGUCCGAUGCGGUGGUGGCAACCGCCUUAGAUACAGAGAGUGUACAAAUCCGACCCCAUCCCCUUUCGGACAACCUUGUCAUGGACCGAAUGUAGACGUUGGCUCGUGUAACACGUACCCUUGUGAUUUAGUACGCCUUACCGAUGGACGCGUGGAAAUAUACAUAAAUGGUAAAUGGGGGACAGUUUGCGACGAUUCGUUUAGUACGAACGAAGCCCGGGUUGUCUGCAGGAUGCUUGGCUAUUUGAGUUCAAACCCAGUGGUCUUUGAACAUACACCAGCUGGGCCGUCCUCAAUGCCAAUCUUAUUGGAUAACGUUAGAUGUGAUGGUACAGAAUUGUCGUUGCUAGACUGCUCUCAUAACUAUAUAGGCGACCAUGACUGUCAUCACAAUGAAGAUGUGGGUGUGUCUUGUUAGGUGCGCACAAUGCAUAAAUGUAGAUAAAAAUUUGCACUUUGUACAUGUCACAGCAAAUUUGGUUGUUUGUCGAAUAAAUAUAAAGGAACAUGA
Molecule: messenger RNA, 1458 nt
Organism: Dreissena polymorpha
Lineage: Eukaryota; Metazoa; Mollusca; Bivalvia; Myida; Dreissenidae
Product: thrombospondin-1-like
Exons: 11
Coding region: 88-1365 (425 amino acids)
Cellular component (GO): membrane
Source: RefSeq, a predicted model, not a curated record